CUGCCAUUACUGUUACUACUACUGUUCCUCCUUAAUAUUCUAUCCAUUUCCCCAGUUCGCAAUUAUUUCCCCAGUUCGCAAUUAUUGCGUCAGCCAAUUAGUUAAAGUCUAAUUUACAUAUGUGCCAUUUGAUCGUUUGAGUCCUUAUAACUUCAGGUGGCAUUAAGCCGUACGGUGUGAAGAGCUUGACAUUUACUUCGUAAGGACUUCCUCGUAACACAACGCCUACGAUUGAGGAGAUAUGUUACGUCUAACUCACUUAGCUUCCAAGCUGAGGUUGGCAGCAUCAACCUGCAGUUUUUCCUUUGGUGAAAUAAAUAAUUCAAGAAUAUUGACCCAGUGGAGAGGAUUGACUUUUGGAAAUGAUGACACACCUGUUAAGACAAUAAAGGAUGUUAUACAAAAUCUGACGCAAAAAGUUGGUGCAGCCAAAAGUUACACUCAUGUAGUCGACCGUACAAGCCUGCUAGAACUCUUGCCUGCUUCACAAGAUGAAUUAUCUCCUCGCAGUAUGAAAGAUAGCUGGGAUACUGCCAUCAUUCCACUGGGUUCAGAAGAAAGACUGCGAGAAAAGUAUGUAACAUUUUUAGGUGGUGUAAGGGUUGGACGGCUUUUGGAGGACCUGGAUGUGUUUGCUGUGUGGCUCUGUUACAAACAUGUCCUUAAUCCCCGCCAAAAGGAAGGUCUCCCUAGCCCCUAUUCUAUUGUCACGGCAUUGGUAGAUCGGAUUGACUUUAAUGAGGAGGUAACCUUAAAACCAGAUAGGGAUAUUCGUCUGUCCGGUCAUGUCUCUUGGGCUGGUCGUUCUUCCAUGGAAACUGUCAUAUUUGUUGAGCAGAUUGAUAAUGGAGAAUGGCACCAGGUUACUCGUGCUGUAUUUGUUAUGGUAGCUCGAGAUCCACUUAAUCAGGGAUCAGCCAUUAUCAACCCUCUGGUGCCAGAAACAGCAGAAGAAAGAAAGCUUUAUCAGGCUGGUGAAAUUCAUAAACUUCACAGACAACAGGUUAAAGAAGAGAGUUUGUUUAGAGUCCCACCAAAUGAGACUGAGAAAACUAUGAUCUACGACUUGUUCAUGUCUAUGGCCAAUCCUAAAGAGCUCUCAUUUGCAAUCAAGAACAAACCAGCAAAUUCUGUAUGGAUGGAAAACACCAGAUUGAAAAAUCUGAUUAUUUGUCAUCCAGAGCACAGGAACCGCUUCAAGAAAGUCUUUGGAGGAUUUAUCAUGCGACAAGCAUUUGAAUUAGGCUGGGCAGGUGCAUUUACAUUUAGCAAGCAAAGGCCAAGGAUUUUGCACAUAGAUGACAUCAUGUUUCGAAGGCCUGUAGAGAUUGGUUCUCUCCUCUAUCUAAGCUCCCAGGUUGUGUACAGCCGUGAGAAUCACAUCCAAAUCAGUACAAAAGCAAGUGUGAUGGAUCCAACUACGGACGUCAUCCAUCUUACAAACAUAUUCCACCUCACAUUUCAAGUCGAGAAGCCAGUUCCCUUGGCCAUACCUCGCACUUAUGAUGAGGCUUUGAUGUUACUGGAUGGUCGCAGACAUUACCAACUUGUUCGUGGGCUACGGAAGUUCUAUGGCCAAGGGGAAAUGCCUUCUGAUACAUUGAUUUAGGAAAAUCUUUUAAAGAUAUUGUACAUAGGUAAUUUGUUGACAAUGUCAUCUCCAAAGUUAGAGAACGAGAUUAUAUGUCCAAUGUUCAUCCCAAGUUGAAAAUGAUUUUACCUUACUGGAAACAAUGUAGCAGGAAAAUGGUAUCCUCAUAUAUUGUGAUGCACUUUAUUAUCAGAUGCACUUCUCCAUGUCUCUCUUUAGCAUUGUAUUGUCAAAGUAAGCUACCAAUGACUUUUAAGUGAAAGGUAAAUGGAUAGGUUAUAUUUACAAGGAUUGCAGGUGUUUGCAAAUUCAUGAUAGAUGAAAUAAAUACAAUGGGUGAAGGUAACUGUACUUUUGUUCUCAAUGGUUCAAAAAGGCAGUCCUUAUAUAAGAAGUAUUGCAUCUUAUUUUUGUAAUUUAUGACUUGCAGAUUGUAAUUAAUGUAUUUUUAUACAAUUUUGUUUUAUUCCUUUCAUAAUCAUAAUGAUUAUAAAUGUUAAGUAAAUUUGUUAUAAAAAUGCAAAUCAUAACUUAUGAUGAAAAGGAGCUUGUUUUCAUAAUAUUUAUUGUAUUUAGUUUAUAUUUAAUAAGCUUUUAUAAAGGAAAAGUUGUUUUAUACAAUGGCCAGAUUUUACAUUACUAGUUUUAUGGAGAUUUAACCAUUUUAAAAGUACAUGGUAGGUACUGUAUUUUAAUGUGGCUAUACUUUUGCUAACAAUUUAUUUGUGUCACAGGAAUAGAGUGUUAGGUUUUGUAGAUAAAAUGAAAGUUUUUUUUUUUUUUUUUAUGUUCUGUUAUGGUCCUUGUUUUUAUUAACUCUUAAA
Messenger RNA from Macrobrachium nipponense, 2415 nucleotides. Its product is annotated as acyl-coenzyme A thioesterase 9, mitochondrial-like. Bases 242 to 1609 code for a protein of 455 amino acids. The transcript is spliced from 12 exons. Lineage: Eukaryota; Metazoa; Arthropoda; Malacostraca; Decapoda; Palaemonidae. Gene Ontology annotation, cellular component: mitochondrion. Gene Ontology annotation, biological process: acyl-CoA metabolic process. The record is from RefSeq and is a predicted model, not a curated record. Gene Ontology annotation, molecular function: fatty acyl-CoA hydrolase activity.